AUGGGUCGUAGCUUUUCUCUCUUCUCAUCCCUUUUUGUGGCGCAAGCCGCCUUUGGAUACAACUUUCCAUACGAAAGUAUACAGUUGACGGAAUUGGAGGUGGCAGACAAACCUGACCUUGCUUUCGGUGAAGGAACAGGUGGCAGCAUAUCUUCGUGUAAGAGCUACCCAGGCUACGACGGUUGGCCGUCAUCGAUGCAGUGGAGUGCCCUCAAUGUCAGUCUUGGUGGCACAUUACUCAAGGGCAUCCCUCCAGCUGCAGCUUGCUACCAAGGCGAAUACAAAGACGCGGCAAAGUGUGCAAAUGUUAGGCGACGGCAGUCUGAUGCUCUCUUCGUUAAAGAAGACCCACUGAUACCCUUUGGGCAAUGGGCGCUGGCAAAUCCAUGUCCAGUACCUGCAGCUAGCGCUACGCCUCCGCUCUCUGACUGCAACUUGACCAGCUUCCCUGCAUACGUAGUCAACGCCACCACUGUGAAAGACGUGCAGAUCGCUGUGAACUUUGCAAGAAAUCAUAAUAUCAGGUUGACGAUCAAGAACACUGGCCAUGACUUCCUCGGCCGAAAUACCGGCGGCGGCGCACUUCAAAUCUGGGUACAUCGCAUGAAGGCAUUCGAGUACUUACCCACCUUCAAAGUCGGUCACUAUAGCGGCCAAGCAGCCCGAGUUGGUGCAGCGUUGGAACAGCACGAGGUCUAUAGCUACAUGGGAAAGGCUGAUAUCACACUCCUAGCUCCAGGUUCCUCGACUGUUGGAGCUUAUGGUGGCUAUAUGCAAGGCGGGGGGUUUUCGUACAUUACUUCGAAGUAUGGUCUAAUGGCUGACCAAGUACUUGCUUUGGAGGUUGUUACUGCAGAUGGUAGAUUCGUGCAUGCGGAUCCAACUGAGAACGAGGACCUAUUCUUCGCUAUUCGGGGCGGUGGACCUGGGAAUUUCGGCAUCGUUACAUCUGCGAUUGUAAAGGCGUAUCCAUCCACGACAGUUGCACGAAGCGACUUCACCUUGCAAACUGGUCCAGUCUCUAACAGCGACAACGCCACCGUUCAGGUAUCCAAAGAGACCUUCUGGAAGGGCAUAGAGAUCUACUUCUCGCAUAACUUGCGUAUCAAUGAUGCUCAAGGUAUCAUGUGGAACUACAUCACCACAACUGGUGGUACCUUCACUCUUUCCAACCAAAUAACCAAGCCGGGCGUUACCGUCCAAGAAAUGAAAAAGCUCAUGGCGCCGCUUAUCAAUGAUCUUAGCGAUAUAGGCGUUCCUCUAUCCAACCCCGAACCACAAUUCUGGAACACAUAUGCAGACUUUGGCUCUGUGCCGCCAAGUGGAGGUAUACAGAACAGCCGCCUUGUGUCGCGUCUCGUCCCUCGCUCUAAUUUUGAAGACCCAAAAUCUCAACUCUUUAACAAUACCAUGGCAGCGAUUCGCUCCUUCGUUGAAGAGGGCGGUUACAGCUUCCACUCUGUCGACUACGCACCAACGCGCGAAACUGCCGGCUACCCCGGCUCCGAAUCCGCUGUAUCGCCACACUUGCGUAACGCAGUCAUGCAUAUGACAGGCUGGGAUAACAUACAAUACAACGCUGACCUCUCCGACGAUGUAUGGAGGUCGUCGCAUGCCCGUCUCGACUCGCAGUACCCUUAA
Alternaria atra is the source of this 1641-nucleotide messenger RNA. RefSeq lists its product as uncharacterized. Lineage: Eukaryota; Fungi; Ascomycota; Dothideomycetes; Pleosporales; Pleosporaceae. The record is from RefSeq and is a predicted model, not a curated record. Gene Ontology annotation, molecular function: FAD binding. Bases 1 to 1641 code for a protein of 546 amino acids. The transcript is spliced from 5 exons.